Tribolium castaneum (red flour beetle) is the source of this 1427-nucleotide messenger RNA. RefSeq lists its product as uncharacterized. The record is from RefSeq and is a predicted model, not a curated record. The transcript has a single exon. Gene Ontology annotation, biological process: mitochondrial tRNA 3'-end processing; tRNA 3'-terminal CCA addition. NCBI's taxonomy places the organism in Eukaryota, Metazoa, Arthropoda, Insecta, Coleoptera, Tenebrionidae. Bases 27 to 1415 code for a protein of 462 amino acids. Gene Ontology annotation, cellular component: mitochondrion. Gene Ontology annotation, molecular function: nucleotidyltransferase activity; tRNA binding.
ACCUCACUUUUUAGGGGGCACAAAUUAUGUUUUUGGUUCGUCCGGGCGUGUUACACUUUGCCCGGAACACUCGACUCUUCUCAAGUAAACCCCUCGCAGACCUUUCAGAGGGUGAGCGCUUGAAUUACUUGCGCAAAAUGGCCUUACCCAAAAGCCGGGAGAACCCGGUAAUUUUCAAGUUGGAUUCGCCUGAUUUCCACUCGCUUUUCACCGACGAGUUGAAGACACUUGCGUCGAUGUUUAAACGGUACGGUUAUGAAAUUCGCAUUGCUGGAGGGGCCGUGCGUGAUUUGCUGUCGGGGCUGCGCCCCACAGACCUGGACUUUGCCACAACUGCGACGCCCGUUCAAAUGAAGGAAAUGUUCACAGCGGAAAAUGUGAGGAUGAUCAAUAUGAAUGGGGAAAAACAUGGGACGAUAACGCCGAGAAUCAACGAUAAGGAAAAUUUUGAGGUGACUACUUUGAGGAUCGAUGUGGUGACGGAUGGAAGGCGGGCCGAGGUGCAGUUCACAACGGACUGGUUGCUGGAUGCGUUGAGGAGGGAUUUGACCAUAAACUCGAUGUUCCUGGAUUUUGAGGGGGCCCUUUAUGAUUAUUUCUACGGUUAUGAGGACUUGAAGGCGCAUAAAGUCCAAUUCGUGGGGGACGCUGCGACGAGGAUCAGGGAAGAUUAUUUGAGGAUUUUGAGGUAUUUUCGAUUUUAUGGGAGAAUUGCGAAGGAAGCGGAUAAACACGAAGAGGGGACUUUGAAUGCGAUUAGGGCGAAUAAGGAGGGGUUGGGGAAUAUCUCGGGAGAGAGGAUUUGGAUGGAAUUGAGGAAAAUACUAGAAGGCAAUUUUGCCGGUGAUUUGUUGAUUAAAAUAAUAGACUGUGGGCUUAGCUCUUACAUAGGGUUGCCAGAACGUCCGAAUGUCGAGGAAUUGAAAAAAGUUUGGCAAAAUUGUGGUCACUUAAAAUUACACCCGAUUACUCUCUUAUGUGCCACUUUGCGUAAUCAAGACGACGCCGUUGCGUUAAAUUCACGGCUAAAAUUGUCAGUUUUCGAGCGAGACUUGGCCCUUUUUAUUACCGAACAUCGGGCCCCCAAGCCCCACGUAAAACCCCUAAUGCCUUACCAACAAUUAGUUUUAAAAAUCAACAACAAAAAUGUAUUCCAAUACGUGGUUGAGGUUUUAAAAUACAUCAAUUCUCCCCACUUGGAGGAAUUUCAGAACUGGACAAUUCCCAAAUUUCCGGUAACCGGAAAUAUGCUUAAAGAAGUCGGCGUUGAAAGUGGCCGAAAAAUGGGCCUAGUCUUAACGGAAUUACGAAACUACUGGGCGGACCAAGAAUAUAAAAUCUCCGCAGAAGACCUGCUCAAACAAGUACCCAAUAUCUUAAAUGUAUUAUCCGAGAAAAAGAGAAAUAAACAAUAGUGUACAAAUUAA